This is a messenger RNA of Neodiprion fabricii, 7640 nucleotides long. RefSeq lists its product as uncharacterized. The coding region runs from base 244 to 6069 and encodes 1941 amino acids. Gene Ontology annotation, cellular component: mRNA cleavage factor complex; cytoplasm. The transcript is spliced from 17 exons. Gene Ontology annotation, molecular function: RNA polymerase II complex binding; mRNA binding. Gene Ontology annotation, biological process: termination of RNA polymerase II transcription. NCBI's taxonomy places the organism in Eukaryota, Metazoa, Arthropoda, Insecta, Hymenoptera, Diprionidae. The record is from RefSeq and is a predicted model, not a curated record.
UGCGGGGGUAGAGUAGCCAUUUUACGUGAAUACUUCAUUCGUGCGAGGAGACUUGUUGUACGAGUGAUCUGUUAUAAAUAAAAUAAACGGUAUUAGUAGUGCUUAGGAUGUGUAACUGUGCCUAGAAAUGUAUCUAUAAGUGUGAAAUGAACGUGUUACAUCGGUAAGAACUGAAGACAUCGAGUUGGUCGAUUCCAGCAUUUUUAAACUGUCUGAAGAGGUGGACAGAGGGAUUGGUUUGCGAUGUCGACUCCCAGGUCUCAGGUGAUAGCCGACGAGUAUAUCUCGUCGCUAUCCGACCUAACAUUCAACAGUAAACCAUUGAUCAACAUGCUGACAAUGCUGGCAGAAGAUAACGUCGAACAUGCACCAGCUAUCGUCAAAGUCGUCGAGAACCACCUGCAAAAGGUCAGAAGCGACAUCAAACUUCCCGUUCUAUACCUCAUCGAUUCGAUCGUCAAGAACGUUAACGGAGAUUACACAAGCCUCUUCACCCAAAAUAUUGUCAACCUAUUUUGUGGUGUUUUCGAGAAGGUGGACGAAAGUACACGGGCUAGUAUGUGGAAGCUACGACAGACUUGGAACGAGGUUUUCCCAGCGAAGAAGCUGUUCUCCCUGGACGUCCGAGUGCACAACAUCGAUCCAGCAUGGCCUAUAAUCUCAUCGUCUUCCCUUUCGUCCGUAUCGUCAGGAUCUAUAUACCUAAAUCCCAGAUUCCUGUCACUGCCUCAACCUCCGCCGGCAAUCGAGCCUCCAGCCACGCCAGUCGAAGAUAAUGCUGGCGCUCCGAUAACGAUAGGCGAGGCAACAAUGCGGGAACAAUUAUUGAAGAAGCAAAGGGAGCUCUUGGAGUUGCAAAAGCAAAAACUUGAGCUGGAAGUACUGCAGGCUACGGUUAGCCUGGAACAGCAGCAGCGACAGCUCAACAGACAAGCUGAAAGUAUUCGAAACGAAACGGCUGUGAUAACAGUACCGUCUGCUACAGCAACAGAUAACGCGAUGCCUGGCGCAUCUGCGCCACUGACUUUACCUGUUCAGACGACAAAACACGUGACUAAACAGUUUCCAGCAGCGGCUGCGUCUCUUUUGAAAAACUCUGGCUCUAACAACGGACCACGAAUUGCGCCGGCGAGCAGCGUGGCCGUAGCAUCGGCUAGGCUAGCUUCUAGAGAUCCACGACUGAAGCCGUUGACGUCUCCCUACACUCCAGAAUCAGUAGCGUCAAACAUUGACCCGCGUCUACGAUUAACGGCUGGCCAGAAGGAUUCUCGUCUAGAUAAUCAAUCGCUAGCACCACCACCACUACCACCUCCUCCAGCACAUAACGUCACAAACACUGUACUUUCAGAGCAAUUAAAACAGCAGAUAACAUCUAAACAGGCUGUGACUAGCACUAUAAACAAGCCUCCGUCAAAUGUUGCCAGUUCCAAUACCUCGAUGAUAAAUGCUAAUAAUAACAGUAGUGGUAAUAAUACGAUCCUGAAUAACAACAAUAAUAAUAAAAAUUUCAGUGGUAACGCAAACAAAGAUGCUGUAUCGCAUCGAACAAAUCAGAAAAAAGACCCCAGAUCGUCGUCUAGUAAUAGUAGUAGCAGCUCAAACAGCAUAAAUGGUAAUUCCAAGGUCGUUCAAAAUCAGUCCUUAGCAAAUACCAGCAACAUAAAUAAUAAUAACAACACCAAUAAUGCCAGCAAUGCAUCGUCGACAUCAUCUGGAAGUAACAGAGGAAGUGGAGGUACCGAUUCGAAAUCAAAAGAUAAAAACUCGAGUGGUGGACGUCAGUUAGCGUCUGCCUCGUCUUCAAGUGAAAAGACCUCCGCUUCCUCGAAGUCGUCGCAUAGAAAGAUAGGGAACAAAUCGCGGUCAAAACAACCUCAGGGCUCGCCGAAUAAGCUGCCUAAAGUUGAGAGGGAAAAUAGUCCCGCUAGGUCUAAGUCGAACGAGAAAGACAGCGAGGAUAGCUCGCUGUCAAUCCGCACAUCCCCUACCCAGUCCUCAUCCCAAAAUCCGAAGAGCAGAAAGAAGACUUCUUUGAAAUCUAGGAAACGGAGUUCAAGUCCCUCUUAUAGAAUACCAAGACGUAACGAUACAAAGUCUAGCUCCAACUUGAGUAGCUCGGGAGGUCUUACCGAGGAGGAACAGUCAGGUUCAUUGAUAGUGUCUCCUCCUCAUCCGCCAACUUUCAAAGAAAUCGGGCUUAAUGCCAGACAGCGAAAUUACGUCAGGCGAAACAGAGACGGCAGUUUGAGUCCGAAGAUGGACGUUACAUCUGCUACUCCGCUUCCCGUUCAGCCUUGCUUGGAGUCUGUUGUCAACCCCACAACCAAGGACGAGGAUCUCAGAACAGCUCUACCGAUUCCUACGCCUCCUGCCAGUGUUGGUGUUAUCGAAAAGAAAGAGGACUUGGAUCUACGAGUAUUGACUGUUGGCACCAAUAAAAGACAAAGUUCCGAACACUUGGAAUCUUCGACGCUGAAAAAGUCAAAAGCUGAGAAGUUCGACGCGUUGUUCGGAAAUGAGGAUGUCGAUCUUCGCACACUGACUCACCCAAGUGCAGGACGUCCCCCUACACCUCCACCGCCAAUAAUAUCUGGUGAGGAUGGCAAAGACGGUUGGGCUAAGUUGAAAGCACCGACUCCCAAAGGACCCAGGGAGAAGACGAGCAGCCUGGACGAAAAGCGGGACAGAGACCGCGACAGAGACAGACUUGGAAGGCCGAGGCUGUACAGCAAGUUACCGGACGAUCCCAAGGAGAGGCGCAGGACACUUUCUAGUGACGAGACUGACACGAGAUCGUCAAGGCGAAACAGAGACCCAGAGAAGCCGGAGAGGUCCGAUGAUAGCAACAUCGAAAUAAUCAUGAAGCAAGCCGCCGAACAGCUGAACCAAGGAUUAAUAACGAAAAUCCAGUACAACAACCUGAUACAAGAUAUACUGCAGAUGAGCGAAGAUCAGAAACUUAGAGCGGCUCUUCGAAAGGAGAAAGAGGGCACUUCUAUUGUCUGGGAAAAAGGAGGACUCGAUAUGGACAGGACACCGACGUUUAGUCCAUCCAGCGACAAUGAAGGCGGCAGGUCAAACAAAGACUCGCAAAUGUCUCGUGGUCAGAACAAUAGCGCCAGAUGGCAGGGACAGCAGGCCUGGCAAUCUCCGAAUUCUUGGGCCCACUCUGCGGUUCCAUUUUCUGGGCCUCCAGGUCACUUCAACCCUGAUUACAGACCUAUUGGCCCUUGGCAAGGCCCGAGACACUACGGACCGAUCAGACCGGAGUUUAACCAGUUCCAUGGUGGCUUCAAUCAGAACAUGGCUCCCAGCCAGCGCAUGCUUCCAGGAAUGAUGGGACCGUUGGGCCCCAAUGGUCCAAUGAUGCCAAACUUGAUUCCCAAUGGGCCGAUCGGUCCGAUGGGUAUUCCGAGCUCGCAGCUGCCACCUGGAAUACCAAUCUCCAACAUGAACGGGCCGAGCUCCAUAAUGAUGAGCAACGGUGUGAUGCCUCCUCCGAACAUGCUUUCGAAUCCCAAUGCAGUCCCGGGGCCAAAUGUCAGUCCCAACAUGCCACCCAGGAGUUUGUCACCAGUCAGCACGAAGUACGACCCCAAUGAAAAUGACCCCGACUUUGGAGGUGUGCUGCUCAAGAAUCAGGGACCUCACAGCAGAGAAUUGCCACCUCCAGAUCCCAAGAUACUUGCUGAAGUAGCCAAGGAUACCAUGAAGUCGAUAAAGAUUGACGGAGUACCGAAAGAGAUAAGGUACUAUGGAGAUACUGGCGUUGUAUUCAUGAACUGGGAUGACCCUAGGGAGAUUGGCUUCCAAGCUGGAGUUAGGAGAAUUUUGAUCGACGAAAAAGAUACCGUUACUUGUGCUUUCAACGAAGGCUACAAAGAGUUCAUAUACGAAGGAGAAGUUCACAGAGUGAAAUUAGGCGCUCCGACAAGGGAAUUGUGGUUUGACGAUUGUUGGUACGAGUGUUAUUUUGGUGGACCACCUAUCACCGUCUUUCUUAGCGGUAAGAAGGUCAGCGUCAAGCUGGAAGGACCUGUACCUCAGGUGAAAAUUGGAUACAUUAAGAGGACAGAUCUAGUUAUUGCCAAAAUCAAUCUGAUCAUCAACGCCAGAAACAUGGUGCCAGUGUUCUUGGACGCCAAGCCACAAAUAUUUGAAAUCGAAGGAAAACCCAACACCCUUGAAUUCAUCGACUCUCUACAAACUGUUCUGCUCAAUGGGCGACCAUUCAAAGUUGAGUUUGGUGGACUUCCCAAACCUAUUGUUAUUAGGGACAAGAAACACUUCAUUAGGUUCUCGGUUCUGCCAAAAGGCGUUCGAGCUGGAUAUGUCAGGUUAUUUGGAAUGCGAGGCGAGAGCCCCAUCGAAUCUCCACCAACGCCACCUAUUUUGGACAAUAAAGCGAACUUGGAUUCCCUUCCGAUGCAUCAAACAUAUCCUUCGGUUGAACAUGAGUCUGCUUCACAAGAUAGAUCAGACCAUAAUUCCACACCGAAGCCUGAUUUGCAACUUGACAUACUCUCCUCAGUAUUACCCUCUGCAAUGGCUCCAUCUUCUGGUUUAUCAUACCAAGCAGAGCAGGCUGAAAAUACAUCGGCAGCCCCGCCACUUCCACCUACUCUCAACAUGGACGAGUUGUUCCAAAGAUUAGUGGCCACUGGUAUAGUUCCGAAUCUUCUCUCUGAGCAAAAAAAACCAGACGAAGAGGAGAAAAAGGAGCCUGAAAUCAUUCCUGUAUCAUUUGACAAACCAGAAACGCUCAAAGUCAAGCAGCCGGCCAUUGCUGCAGCGCUUUACAGUGGAAUGCAGUGCAGCUCAUGUGGGGCGCGGUUUGCUCCUGAACUGGCGACGAGGUAUAGUCAUCACUUGGACUGGCAUUUCCGGCAAAAUCGACGUGAAAGGGACUCCGCAAGAAAAGCGCAUUCCCGACCAUGGUAUUAUGACGUCAGUGACUGGAUCCAGUAUGAAGAAAUUGAGGAUUUGGAGGACCGAGCGCAAAGCUGGUUUGAGACUGAAAAACAAACUGCAGAAACCGAAGGCAGCACCACGGACGAUGCGCCUCAGGAAACUGUCCAGCCAAGUGUGCCUACAGUCGGAAAUGAGGAUACACAGUGUCAGGUGUGCCAUGAUGCUUUCGAGCAAUUUUAUAACGAGGAAAAGGAGGAAUGGCACUUGAGGCCAGCGAUUAAUUUCGAAGGGAAAAAUUACCAUCCGCUAUGCCUUGAGGAUCAUAAGGAAAAGCAUCUUGCGCGAUCCUUAGAAGAUUCCAUCACUCCGAUGGACGAAUCAGUUACUGAGCCUGAGGAAGAAAAGAAAGAAGAACCAGAGAAUGCAGAUACAGAGAUGAAAGCAGAGGUUGAGGAAUCUGCUGAGCAACCUGCUGCAGAAGCAUCAAGCGAAAAUCCUGAAAUAGAGGAGAAAGAGGAGAAGGAGGAGAAGGAGGAGAAGGAGGAGAAGGAGGAAAAGUUGAAUGAGGAGAAACCUGCCCAUGUCCCCGACGAAACGGGAAGUGAAAAUGAUAAUCUGAUGGUUAACAAAAAUGAGGACAAAGAAGUUGAAGAACUCAGAGAGAAGGAAAUACCCGACAAAAUUGAAUCGGCAGACUUCGCAGAUGUUAAAAUCAAAGAGGAACCCAUUGACGAGGAAGAAAUUAUUGACGACGGAAUGGAGGAGCAAUUUAUAUUCACCAAUGUCGAGGUGAAGACUGAACCUAUUGAUCCCGAGCCUGAUGUGGAGGAGUCUGUGGUAAAUGAGCCAGCACCGGUCGACACAACACAUACAGCGGUGAAAAGUUCGAUAGAUGGUAAUGUUGAGCUGGAAUCAGCCCCAGCAGCUCUGCCAGCAGCCCCGUCGCGUAUAAAAAUAAACAUAACAAAGCCGCUCACCGCCACAAAGGAAACAGACGAACUAAAAGACAAACCGAAUAAUCCCAAAACCCCAGACACAGUUGCACCUGAAAUAUUGAGGCCUGCGUCGAUAAAGCCAAGUUUACAAGGUAAAAAAUUAUCUGUUCUACCCCCAGUAGAAAAGGGUCAUGAAUUGUCUGGCCUCUGUUCCAUCAUGUAAAUAAUAAUGUAAAUAUAAGCAAGGAUACGACUUAACAUAAUCCAAUGCGUGUCAAGGAUGAUCUGUCCAAGCUUUGGUUUAUGAUACAAGAAAUUCAUAAUAAUACAACAUUAAGUAGGGGCAUAAUACAGGUUUAAUCGACUUUUUGUACAACUUGUAUGAUGUGAUCCAGAGAUAUAUGCUUAUCGAUUCCCCCUCCCUUUUUUUUUUGUUUUUGUUUUCGCCCCCGUUUAUCUCCAUAAUGUUUUCCUCCACAGACAGGUAAGUAAACCAUGCGCUAAUUGAAAAACUUCUGCCACAAACGGAACGUCGAGAAAUGAACCUUGAAUAAAUUAUCGACCACCGAUAUAUUCUAAUUUCUUACAUGCUUGAAUAAUUGACAUGUUUUUACUACAUUGUCAAAUUUAGAAGUAAUUAAUUUUCGUUUAAUCGUUUUGACUUAAUGGUUUGAAAUUUAUAUGGUUGGUGUGGAAAUUAUUUUCGAAAUUUUGAAUAUCGAUCUUGGUUAAUUUAAAUGAACAAAUGUUUCUCGUCUAGUUUCGCAUGGUGCAAGACAAGCUGCAAGACUGUGAAAAAUAUUUAAAAUAUAAAAAGCAGUGUGUUACAUAAAACAUACGAUAUACAUCACAUAAUUUAUCUGAUUUUUAAAAAACAGAUAAUCUCUAACGAUCACUUCAUACUAGUUAGAUGUACUAUGCUCCAAACAAUUGUUUAGCGGAAAGAGUGCAAGCGUGUGGACUAUUAUUAUUACUAUUAUAAUAUCGAGAGAAGUUUGUGAUGUGUAUAUAUUUAUAAAUGUAUUACUAUGUUAACGAGUUUAGGAGUAAGCUUAAGAUGUAUUUAGCAUUCCUUGUAGUAUGUCGUGUGCAUUUGUUUUCCAUGAAAAGUGGUCAACAGGUCAUCGAAUAGGUAAAGAAAAAAAAAAAAAAAAGAACAAGAGGAAAACAACGAUGAGCACAAAAACUUGAAUACCAUUUCCUAUUGUUUGUACUUUGUUGUAUAAAGACACACAAAUUUUUUGAAAAAGGGUGGUCGAAAGGGACAAAGCAGAAAACAAAUGGGCUGAAAACAAUUUUGGGGGCUAGAUUCUUAACCAUUCAACAUAAUGGUUUUUUUUUUCCUUCCUUUACUUUCCUGUAUACCCAAUGAGGAAAAAAUUAUGAAAAAUGUGAGUGACACAUAUAUUAUGUGGUGAAGAAAAUAUGAAACGAGUGUUGUUGUGAAUCACAAAUGUUUAAAACUGUACAUAAUGUGUGAUAUAAUAAUUAUCUAUUUUAUUGUAUAUAUAGGAUAUCAUAAUGCGAUUCAUAAAUAAGAAACUUCUAUCGAAGAGAAGAGAAAAUCGUUAUUUUGUUGUACAAAAAAGAAAAAAAGAAAAGAAAAAAACAGAAGAAACUACUUGUUGGUUAUACGGGGUCUUGACUCUUUUUUUUCUCUUACACGUUAUUCAUCACCCUAAUAAAUAUAUAUUCUACCCUUUGACGCUGCCCGAGGAAGCUCACUUACUUCGUUGGAUCAUGAUUAUUACCAAAUGAAUUAUUUGAGCGAAUAAAAAAUGAAUUAUUGCAAAA